Mercurialis annua (annual mercury) is the source of this 3547-nucleotide messenger RNA. Its product is annotated as glycine-rich domain-containing protein 1. Lineage: Eukaryota; Viridiplantae; Streptophyta; Magnoliopsida; Malpighiales; Euphorbiaceae. The record is from RefSeq and is a predicted model, not a curated record. Bases 129 to 3149 code for a protein of 1006 amino acids. The transcript is spliced from 9 exons.
AUCAACUCCACCCAACUAUAGAUAAAUACCCGUCUUCAGUUGAUCAUUCAUCAUUCCAGUCAGUCUCUCCGGCGACCGGAAAAUCAAGAAAAUCACUAAACACUCCGGUGUAAUUAUUGAAAGGCGUGAUGGAAAAGCAACAGGAAUUAGAGUGGAUUGAAGCACAGAAGAUCAAGAUAAGUGUUGAUCUUUUGUGUGCAGCUAAACAACAGCUUGAAUUUCUUGCUGCUGUUGAUCGGAAUCGCUGGCUUUAUGAUGGUCCAACUCUUGACCAUGCUAUUUAUAGGUACAACAUGUGUUGGCUUCCCCUGCUUGCCAAACACUCCGAGUCGUCACUUUUUGAAGGGCCGCUAGUCAUUCCUCUCGAUAUUGAAUGGAUUUGGCAUUGCCACAGACUCAAUCCAGUAAGGUAUAAAACUGACUGUGAGGAACUAUAUGGAAGAAUAUUGGACUACUCUAAUGUUGCAUCUUCUGUCCAAGAGAUAUGUAGAAAGCAAACUGAAGAAAUUUGGAUGAGGCUAUAUCCAGACGAGCCUUACGACUUCGAAUUAACAAAAGAAUUUUCUGUAACUGAAAGUGACAAACUUUCGGCUGUCGAAAAAUGCACCAAAUAUGAUUUAGUUUCAGCAGUUAAAAGGCAGAGUCCUUUCUAUUACCAGGUAUCUAGUCCCCAUGUAAAUAAUGAUAUUUUCCUGGAAGAAGCUGUAAACAGAUAUAAGGGGUUUCUGCAUCUCAUUAAGAGAAACAGUGAACAGUCCGUAAAACGCUUUUGUGUUCCCACCUAUGACGUUGAUCUUAUCUGGCAUACACACCAGUUGCAUCCUAUUUCUUACUGCAAAGAUUUAAGUGAAGCACUUGGCAAGAUAUUGGAGCAUGACGACAUGGAUGCAGAUAGGACGAAAGGAAAGAAGUUGGAUGUUGGAUUUUCUGGAACUACCAAGCAGUGGGAAGAUACAUUUGGCACAAGGUAUUGGAAGGCGGGUGCAAUGUACAGAGGCAAUGCACCGUCUCCUCUCACAAUCACUCCAUCAGUGCCGAAUAUCUCUAGAAAAGAUGUGUCACCAUCCAAGGAGAGCCAACAGAUGAUUCAACUUUCGGAGGUGAAGAUUGUGGAGGUUUUUCUGGAGAUUGUGGGAGUCAAAAACUUGCCGGAGGGUCUUAAAGGAAACCUCUCUGUCACGUUUAGUAAAAAGCACCCUGAUGUAUUCCUUAAUGUUAAAAGAAAUUUAACUAUUCUAUCUGAAUCUGGAGUGAAGCAGGUCGCCUCUUUCCAAUGUGAACCCAAGGGAGAGCUGCUUUUUGAACUCGUUGUUUGUUCACCUUCCAGCUUACUAGUGGCCAAGGCCUCUAAAACAAUGGGUACUGCUUUGUUUUCUAUCCACGACUUUCUGAAUCCGGUAUCCAAACUUGCUGUUGAGAAAUGGGUCGAAUUGCUGCCCAGUUCUGGCCAUGUGAGCUCAAAGCCAAUCUGCCUAAGAGUUGCUGUUUCAUUUACUGCUCCGGUCCAAGCACCACAUGUAUUGCACAUGGUUCAUUCGCGAUUAAAAAGUUCUUGUUUGUUCCCGCUUCCUGGAAUGGUUCAACAUGCUAAGAGCUGGACACACGUUAUUGAUGAAAAUGAUAAUGAGAUCAUCAGCCUGCAGAUGAGGGAAACUAAGGAAAAAGUGAAAGACAAGAGCAUUCAGAAGAAGCAAGUAAUUGGUUCAAUGAAAUCCGAUGAAACUCACAAGCUCGCAGAGUUUGUUGGGUCAUGCUGGUCUUUGCUGGAUUCUCAGUGGUACCUUCAGCUUACAGCUAAAACCAGCAAAGACAGUCAUGUAUUUGAGCUCAUGGGCAGUAAGAUGAUAAAGUUUUUCCAAGGCAGAAAGCUAGAAUUUGAGCCCAAACAAUUUGAGAAGCAGAGAAAUGAACAAGAUUUUAUGACUGCAGUUGAGUUUUCCACAAAGGAUCCAUAUGGAAAAGCAAUGGCAUUGGUCGACUUAAAGUCCGGGUCUGUCAAGGUAAAAGAAGAAUGGAUUCUCUUGCCCAUGAUUAUUUCAGCCUUCAUACUUACUAAUGUUCUGAAGAAUGAAGGAUAUGGUGGCUUCACAGUUAAUGAAGGAAGUCUAAAGGAGUUGGAUGGUAAUGCAAAAAAAGUUGGCGGAUUCUAUGAAGAUGUCAAACAAAUCAACCAAUCUAGUACUGAAGUUAUAGCAGGGAUAAAUGUGGCUGCAGUAAAAAGUGGAGGAUGUGGCAGCGGCUGUGGCAGUGGAUGCAAAAGUGUUGCGAGAAGUGGCGGCAUGGCACAAAGUGGAGGCCGUGGGAGCAUGGUAAAUAGUGGUGGUUGUGGUAGCGGUUGCGGUGGUGGCGGUUGUGGAGGAGGUGGAACCAUGGUAAAUAGUGGUGGUUGCAGUAGCGGUUGCGGUGGUGGCGGUUGUGGAGGAGGUGGAACCAUAGUAAAUGGUGGCGGCUGUGGUAGCGGCUGCGGUGGCGGCGGUUGUGGAGGAGGUGGAACCAUGGAAAAUGGUGGUGGCUGUGGUAGCGGCUGCGGUGGUGGUGGUUGUGGAGGAGGUGGAACCAUGGAAAAUGGUGGUGGCUGUGGGAGCGGUUGUGGUGGCGGAUGUGGAGGAGGUGGAACCAUGGCAAAUAGUGGUGGCUGUGGUAGUGGUUGCGGUGGUGGCGGUUGUGGAGGAGGUGGAACCAUGGCAAAUAGUGAUGGUCGUGGUGGAUGUGGUAGCGGUUGUGGUGGCGGAUGUGGAGGAGGUGGAACCAUGGCAAAUAGUGGUGGCUGUGGCGCUGGUGGCUGUGGUGGCGGUUGUGGAGGAGAUGGAACCAUGGCAAAUAGUGGCGGUUGUGGCGCUGGUGGCUGUGGUGGCGGUUGUGGAGGAGAUGGAACCAUGACAAAUAGUGGUGGCUGUGGCGCUGGUGGUUGUGGUGGCGGUUGUGAAGGAUAUGGAAGCAUGAUAAAUAGUGGUGGUGGUGAUGGAUGUAAAACCAUGGCAAAUAGGGAGGGCAAUGAGUUUGGAAAUGCAGCAGAAAGUAGUGGCUGCGGUGGAUGUGGAGGUAAUUCUGGCAAUACCAAAACAUUUGAGAGCAGUGUCAGCCACUCUCAUGUUGUUGCUGAACCAAAUGAGUCACUUGUCCAUGUGAUACAGGCAGUAGUUGCUUGACCCCCUAAGGUACUGAUAAAAUGCCUACAACUUGCAGGCUACUAAAUAUAUUAAAAGAAUGCCCCAAUAAAGUGUUCAUGAUCAUGAAUGUCAUGGAGGAAUAAGGUUCUUGUUGUUAUGCAAGUGUUAGGGUGUCUGCGUGAACAUAUGGCGUGUUUGACUACCAGUUGAGUAGCGUAUCCCGCUCGAUAAACUUUCCAUUAUCGCGUGUUCGUCGGCUAAAUAACAGGCAUGGUGAUUAUAUGUGUUGGGUGGUCAGAUUUAUGUAAAUAUAUGUAAUGCUAUAAUGAUUUGAGCUUCAGAAUUUCCAGUUUUCUUUGUGUCUCAAUUUGAAUUUGUCAAUUAUGUUAAUUUAUCAGAUGAAAAUGAAUGUCAAAUUAGCAGAAUUUUAAUAACUA